ACAACUAAAUCAAGUACACACAUAGAAGAGUCAGGCGUAGAAAGCGGUCGGUCUUUAUCGCAGACCACGCCGAUAACAGAGAGCCGAAAAUAGAGGAGACAGGUUAUACCUGUAGUCCUAUUUACUAUGGAAACUUUACAUAGGGCUAGUCUGUUAAUCGUCAGUGUUUGCGUACUGCUGGGGUCUGGGCGCGGCUCUCCUACCCCCAGGGAUGGUGUCGGACAGUUCCAAGUUCUGCUGGAGCAGUCAAUCUUUAGUACAUUCGACGAGUUUGCGCAGUUUCUACGGUCCUACUUCACAGCACAAACACAGAGCAGAGGCGAAAGUGGAGAGGCCUCUUCUAUAGGUGGGCAGGCUGUCAUUAGAAAUCGUCGAGCUAGUCUUCCAUUACGGUUUGAAGAGGUAGAGAGGCAAUAUUUGAUAAAACAAUCAGUCCAACUGUUGGAACAGUUUGUCGGCUACGUCGAGUAUGUUCAUAACGAUGACGACACUCGGAGCUAUCUAGAGGAUAUACUCCGAGAACAUGGGGACAUGCUGAAGACAAUGUCCGUGGCUCAGCUGAAGAGUUAUCUCGGAACACUACAGAGGACCAUGGAGGAGGGAGUGAACAGCCAACACCAGAUGGUGGUGAACGGAAAGGUCUUCUCUCUCGAUCAUAUAUCCAGUUGGUGCUGCCAGUUUGGAUAAUUCUUUAUUCAUCAGUAUAUAUAGUGAAUUUUGUGUAUAUUUUGUGAAUAAAAUUCCAUCAUAACUUAAAAA
Pecten maximus is the source of this 759-nucleotide messenger RNA. RefSeq lists its product as uncharacterized. The record is from RefSeq and is a predicted model, not a curated record. The transcript is spliced from 2 exons. The coding region runs from base 127 to 687 and encodes 186 amino acids. Lineage: Eukaryota; Metazoa; Mollusca; Bivalvia; Pectinida; Pectinidae.